Molecule: messenger RNA, 2123 nt
Organism: Phragmites australis (common reed)
Lineage: Eukaryota; Viridiplantae; Streptophyta; Magnoliopsida; Poales; Poaceae
Product: pectinesterase-like
Exons: 2
Coding region: 250-2025 (591 amino acids)
Biological process (GO): cell wall modification
Molecular function (GO): pectinesterase activity; pectinesterase inhibitor activity
Source: RefSeq, a predicted model, not a curated record
AAUCUCUACCCAGCACAUAUCCGACGACCCUGCUCCGGAAAACAAGGACGAACCACAACUCUAUACCAACCACAUCAGCCAAGCUAUUACAAACUUCCUCACAGUUCUUCCUAAUCAUAGGUACCUGAUCGUUUCGCCUCGCUCUUCCCAUGCAUAUAUCAAACUGAUGCGUCGCGUCGCGUUCCACGUCGUGCCCACCGUUCAGGAUUUGUCUCGCGCGGCGUCGACGACCUCCGGUUGCGCGCGCCAAUGACGUCGUCCGGCAGCGCGCCCGCGGGGUCCGAUGGCGGCCAAUCGCGCAGGAAUCUCAUCAUCGGCGUCCUGUCCGUGUUCCUGCUCGUUGCCAUGGUCGUCGGCACGGUCGCGUUCUUCCUGACGGAGAAGGUCGAGGAGGACAUGGAUCUCAACAUGCGCACCAUGAGCACGACGACGCGCACCGUUGAUCUCUUCUGCGCGCCCACGGACUACCACGGCACGUGCCAGGAGACGCUGGACCGCGCGCUGUCGCGGUCGUCGGACCCGGCCGACCACCCGCACGCCGCCGCGGCCGCCGCGAUCACCGCCGUCGAGCGAGCGCUGGCACAAGGAUUCAACCGCUCGUCGCUGCUGGACGCCGUGCGGCAGAGCAACGACACUCGGGUGCAGGAGGCCGUGCACGACUGCCGGAUGCUCCUGGACGACUGCCGCAGCAACGUCGAGCGCGCUCUCUCCAGCAUCGCGUGGCGCGGCGUCGACGGGCCGGCUCAGGAUCUCCAGGCCUGGCUCAGCGCGGUGAUCACGUUCCAGGGCUCCUGCGUCGACAUGUUCCCCAAGGGGGACAUCCGCGACCAGGUGAAGAACACCAUGCAUAAGGCGCGAGAGAUAUCGAGCAACGCCAUCGCUAUCAUCCAGCAAGGCGCGGCCCUCGCCGCCAUGCUCGACCUCCACACCGACGAGGUCGACGGCGACAAGGGCAAGGGUAAUGACACCAACCGUCGUCUCGAGGAGUCCGUGUCCGUCCCCACGUGGGUGCCCAAGGAAGAACGGAAGCUGCUGGCCGGCAAGGGUGGAAAGAGCAAGGUCCGGCUCACGCCCAACGUGACGGUGGCCAAGGACGGCAGCGGCGACUUCACCAACAUCUCGGCAGCGCUGGCCUCCAUGCCGCAGACGUACGAGGGUAGGUACAUUAUCUACGUCAAGGAAGGCGUCUACGACGAGACGGUGAACAUCACCAACAGGAUGGCCAACGUGACCAUGUACGGCGACGGCUCCAGGAAGUCCAUCGUGACGGGCAGCAAGAACGUCCUCGACGGCAUAAGGAUGUGGAGAACCGCCACUUUUGCGGUGGACGGCGACAAGUUCACGGCGAUGAGGCUGGGCAUCCGGAACACGGCGGGAGCGGAGAAGCAGCAGGCAGUGGCGUUGCGCGUGAAGGCUGACAAGGCCGUCUUCUUCAACUGCCGGAUCGAGGGCCACCAGGACACGCUCUUCGCUCAGGCCUACCGCCAGUUCUACCGGAGCUGCGUCAUCUCCGGCACCGUCGACUUCAUCUUUGGUGACGCCGCGGCCGUCUUCCAGCGGUGCGUGGUGCUCGUGCGGCCGCCACUGCCAGGGCAGCCCGCCGUGGUCACCGCGCACGGCCGCCGCGACCACCAGCAGACCACCGGCUUCGUCGUGCACAAGAGCAGCAUCGUCGCCGACGAGCGCCUCUCCAGCAACAAGUCUGCGUCGGCGGCGACCAAGACGUACCUUGGCCGGCCGUGGAAGGAGUUCGCGAGGACGGUGGUGAUGGAGUCCGUCAUUGAGGGCUUCGUGCACGGGCAGGGGUACAUGCCGUGGGAGGGCCAGGACAGCCUCGGCACGGCCUUCUUCGGCGAGUUCGGCAACGCCGGCAACGGCGCCAACGUCACCGGGCGGACCGAGAUGAAGGGGUUCCACGUGAUGGGCAAGGACAAGGCGACGCAGUUCUCGGUGGGGCAUUUCUUGCACGGCGCGGAGUGGAUACCGGAGACCGGCACGCCGGUGAGUCUAGGGCUGUCAGGCUGAUACGGGUGUGUGCACUGCGUGCGUACACGGUGUGUCUCUGCAAGUGUACGUGAUCAGUAUGUACGAGCCUUCGUGGACGUACGUGUAUAUGCAUGCUU